This is a messenger RNA of Sitodiplosis mosellana (orange wheat blossom midge), 2281 nucleotides long. RefSeq lists its product as uncharacterized. The transcript has 2 exons. The record is from RefSeq and is a predicted model, not a curated record. Bases 180 to 1604 code for a protein of 474 amino acids. Lineage: Eukaryota; Metazoa; Arthropoda; Insecta; Diptera; Cecidomyiidae. Gene Ontology annotation, molecular function: protein binding.
CUGACGCUAAUGUUCUUGCCGUCUUGUUGAAAAAUAGUUUACACAUUUUGUUGUAGCCGACUCUUGGUUUUUAUAUCAGCGUGUAUUGCUAUCAACAAUUAUUCAAGUCCAACGUUUAGCUAGGUCAAGUACAAAAUUUACUUACAAACACUAUCACCUUUUGAUAAAACUUGCCAAAAAUGAGUGACGAAGAAAAUGCACCGAAAAGACCAAAGCUGAGUCACAGAGAGGAGCCAGAUGGAAAUCUGGUAGCAAUCGCUGGUCCAUCGAAUGAGCAGUCACUGCCACUGCCAAAGCCGCAAAUUUUUAAGCUAGUUAUCGAUUGCUUUGACGAAAUAUUCGAGUAUUUAUCAUUGAAAGACCUGCAUUCAUUCGGGCAAACAUGCAAAACGAUGCAAAAAGUGGCCGGCGAGUAUUUCAAACGAAAUUAUUCAGCGGCUGAAACACACAUAAAAAAUGGAGGCAUUGACACAGUGUAUCCAGACUAUAAACAUUCCAUUAAUGGGCAUACUUCAACUACUGCAUUUACCCAAUUCAUCACAAGCAUCACACAGAGUUCAAAUGAACUCAAACCACUGCGAUAUAUUCGCCGGAAUAUUAGAGAAUUUGAUUCAGUUUACAAGAUUUGCUUUUCUGGUUUAACUCUGAACGAGGAAAAAAGCGAACUCAUAAAGAAAAUAUGGCCCAAAAUCGAAACCAUAAGCAUAAAAAAUUGUUGGCUUCGCGGAGAUUUACACAAUAAUGUGUUGACUCAUUGUGACAAUUUAAAACAUCUACUUAUACAACAAACUCGUUCGCGUUAUUUGUUCAGGCUUGAACAGAAUAUUCGUGUCCCAUGGCUGCAUCGAACAUAUCCAAAACUUGAACACUUGGAAGUGAUUCCGGCUCCAUCAGUCAAGACUUUGGAACUAUUUUUCCAAAACAAUCCCAGUGUCCGAAUUUUAUCGACAAACAGCCCCAGUAUUUACACCAGAGUUGGACUAAUGAAAACAAACAUUCAACUGGACUUAUUGGAAGUGAAAGAUGCUCACGGCUUUCGGCCCAUUCCAAAAACAUUCGGUGAUGUAUUGAAGAAACUGUACGACCGUGGUUUCUAUAAACGAUUACAUUUUUUCACUUAUGACAUCGACAAAGAUCAUAGUAAUCUGUUGACUUCACUGCCCGUACUGGAGAAAUUAUGCAUUAGAAAUUGGACAGAAUGCCACAGUUUGACUCGAUUAACGAAUUUAAAAGAAUUGGCUAUUUUAGAUGGAGCAAAGUCCAACGACAUGGAGAUGAUGGCGAACAGUUUAGUGAGUCUUCAACGUGUUUACAUUGGCAAUGCAACAAUCGAUGACAUUCUGCCAUUCAUUCGCCUAGCACCAAAAGUCACCAAAAUCAAAGUGAUCCCCAAAGGUGAAGCUCAUUUCAAUGGAGGACUACUUAAGUUGAACACAUUGAAUAAGGAACGGGGUAAAUUAUUUGAAGCACAAAAAGUAACAAUUUUUGUUCCAGACAGCAUUUUCUUGAAAACAAAAUGGACCACCGAACAUGGAAACACCAAUUUUAAAUUGAUCAAAAUUAAGAGAUCCGAUUCGUAUGAUUGGAACCAACAUUACUUUUGAUUCACAUUUUCUAUUAUUUCAUAAGAUUUUUUAACCCUCCGUCUGACAAAUGGUUCCAGCCAGACCUUUUUCGUUUUCAAUCGGUAAUUUAAUAUAUUUCUAAUUUAUCUAUCGACUUGGGCAACAUGCGCAGACAUAUGUGAAUUCUUGCUUUUGAGGUCUUUCUAUCUUAAUAUUCGUAUCAUUUGCCUAGUAACGCUGAAAGAAGUGUACACUGAACGCAGAAUUGGCGCGAAAAUACAUAUACAGCGGUGUAUGUAUAUCUUUUUGUGUGCUGUGUGUGUAUUGUACAAUGUUCACGUAAUCAAACAUUUUACUGUCCGUUCGGGUAUUGAAUCGUUCUUCGGUAGACCAAUCAACAUUCCACUAAAUAUUGUGGCUACUAAUACCAGCGGCGUCGAUACACUCACAGCCAAGAGAGACUGUAAAAUUUGUUUACACGGAGACGAAAAAAUUCGCCGUAAAACUCGUUUUUACUGUUUCGUGUGUUCAUCGCCAGUAUGUCAACAACAUUCUAAGGACAUAUACAUGUUUUUCUUGCGUUACGUCCACUUCUGAGAACCCAUAAGAGAGUUCGAAUCAUAUUUCCUAAACAAAAACAUUCAUAUCCCUUUUUAUAAUAGCAAACGACAUGCAUUUUGUUCAAAAUACAACGAAAAAAAUAUGACAAACAAAAA